AAAAACCCUGGUGCUGGAAAGAAAAUCCUUGGUUGUUCAGCGUGGGAAGGCUGGAAAGAAGGGCUGCAGCGGGAAGGAGGGGUGGGAAGGAGACUGAGGUCUUCUGUGGUGCAAGAGAGUGCUUCUGACCCUUGGAAAUGGCCAACGCGGUAUUGCAUGGGUGUAAACCACAGCAAUGUUUAGCCCUUUCUUCAGAGGAUCCACUUGUGCUGGAUUUUUUAAUGCUGCAUGUAUAAUCAUUUCACAUCAACCUUUGUCCAUGGUGGGACAGAAUCAGCAAGGGCUGAAGUAGCAUUUAACCCCGCUGGAGUCAAGUCCAUUUAGCAUUUCAGCGUGCAUGGGUGCUGUUUGCAGAGGGAUUCUUUUCUAUCUGUGGCUGGGAGGUGUUUUCAAGUUUGCCAAGAAGAUCAAAACAUUCCUAGAUUGCUGCUUCAAAGUUUCUCUGUUGCAGACGAGGUUGUGGUGUUCAGCUCAGCGUGUCUGAGCUCAUUUCAUUGCUGCUUUCUAGGUAUGUGGAGGUGGGUAGCUGUGUCUCUCCUAAUAUCCGGGUGCAUGUCUUAUCCCAGGCGCUCAGCUCUCGCUGGCAGCAAUUUCCAUGCUGGUACAGAUGCUUCUGCCAUAGCGCUAAGUAAUUGUGUGUUUUACAAACGAGCUGUUUUCUGGCAGUCGGUUGCUGGUGGUGGAAAGCCCACUUUGGGUAAUUUCUCUAGACAAUAUACUGAUUGUUUCACUAAAGCAACAGGAAUGCCAUACCCUUGUUUUUCCCCGUCGACAGAUAAACUAACCCUUCCUUCAGGUGCUUGUUUUGCUGAAAUUUGCUCUCACACAAUAUUAAUUACGAGUGUGAUCAGCUCAUGCCAAUUACUUUAUCCUCCAAUAUCUUUUUGCUCAUAUAUCUUUUUGCCUCCAAUAUCUUCUUCACUCGUGUCCGCCUGAAUUGUAAGAGAGCUGUUUGCCAGCAGGAUUUUUUUCCCUUAUUUUAAAAUUCUUUUUUGCUACUGAUUGAAGCUGUCAGAGCUUGGCAGUUGGGUCUCUGCAGUCAGCUGAUCAAGUGACUGAUUAGAGUUUUAAGACAAAGGUCCUGAAAUUCGUGGUACCUAUAUUUGCAGGGGGGGAAAUUUUCAUCUGAAAUUAAAUUGUGCCUCAAGCACCUGCAGCUUAUUUCUGUGGAUGCAAAGGAGAGUUUGGAAACUUUUCCCAAAGCCCAUUUUUUUCUUAGGACAUGUGUUGUACCAUGGCUUAAUCUUGUGGUUCACAGAGCUAGUACUUUCAAGAAAAAAGUAUCACUUCUGGAAUUUACUUCUUUCUGGAAUAAGCUCAGGACUUCUUGCAGAUCCUGGUCCUGCGAUGUGCUGCUUGCUCCAGCUCACACAAUUGAGGGUUUGAGGAGCUCUGUCCUUCACAGAGCAGAAAUAAUGCAACAGCUAAGUACAAAUUAUAGGUUUGUAGGGUGUUUUCUUGCCUGCGGGUCCCACAGAAAGCAGCUGAAAGUGUGGAUUGCUCUAAAUAAGGGUGAGGUGCUGGUUCAGGCCUCUGCGUAGCAACAGAUAAGCUCUGGGCUGACUUAUCUUCUCGGGGAGAUUUUACGUUUGCUUUUCUUUGUCUCCUCUCCCUCUUUCCUUGGUUUGUUUCAGCCUCAGCCCAUUUCUUCCCAUAACUCAUGUUCCUAUCCCUGACACUGCCCUUCUUGCUUGCGUUACUCAUUUGGCUUCCUCUCCACUUUCCCUCCCCGCUGCCUCCCUCCUUCGCCCUCAAGAUUGCUGGGCUUCUGCCACCACAUCUCCUUCUUCCCCCAGGUCAUCUCACCAGCUCCAGGCUUCUGCUCCGCUCCCCCUUGAUGGGCACCUCCUUAAUGUCAGGAGCCGACUUUCAAAUAAUUAUCUGGGUUGCUGAUUAGCAGUUUGUGAGGGCAGAGCUGGCUUGGGCUUUUCGUUAAGGCUCUGAGUAAACACCAUUGCACGGUUCCUGGUGCGGUCUAGAAGCAAUCUUGCUGCUUUCCUGCUCAUACCCCUGUGGAUCCUCCAUGCAGAACCUGCUCAGGUGCCGGAACACAGAUUGUGGCUCCAGAGGGGUUAACACUGAGCCAAAACUAGGUCUCUGGACCGCAGUGAUGAGGAAGCCUCGGAGGAGGUCCCGGCAGAACUUGGAGGGGAGACGUUCUCCCUCACCCUACAGCCUCAAGUGCUCACCGACUCGGGAGACACUGACAUACGCUCAGGCCCAGCGGAUCGUGGAGGUAGACAUUGAUGGGCGGCUUCAUCGCAUCAGCAUCUACGAUCCCUUAAAAAUCAUCACAGAGGAUGAGCUGACAGCCCAGGACAUCACAGAGUGCAACAGCAACAAGGAAAACAGCGAGCAGCCCCUUUUCCCUUCCAAAUCUAAGAAAACACCUUCCAAAGGCAAGAAGAAGGAGUCCUGCUCCAAACAUGCACCAGGGACGUCUUUACACUUACCCCAGCCCAACUUCCGUGUGGUGGACUCCUUCAGUCAGCCACAUGCUCCUCCUCUCCCCGCUGCCUACUACCGGUACAUUGAAAAGCCUCCCGAGGACCUUGAUGUAGAGGUGGAGUAUGACAUGGAUGAGGAGGAUCUGGCCUGGCUGGAAAUAGUCAACGAGAAGAGAAGGGAUGAUGGUUAUGGGACAGUUAGUGCUGACACUUUUGAGCUGCUGGUGGACCGGUUGGAAAAGGAGUCGUACCUCGAGAGCCGGAACAAUGGGGCUCAGCAGUCUGUCAUCGAUGAGGAUGCCUUCUGCUGUGUCUGCAUGGAUGAUGAGUGUCACAACAGCAACGUUAUCCUGUUCUGUGAUAUCUGCAAUCUGGCUGUGCACCAGGAGUGUUACGGCGUGCCCUAUAUCCCUGAGGGGCAGUGGCUUUGCCGCUGCUGCUUACAGUCCCCUUCUCGCCCUGUGGAUUGUGUCCUUUGCCCAAACAAAGGUGGAGCCUUCAAGCAGACCAGCGAUGGCCGCUGGGCUCAUGUGGUUUGUGCCAUCUGGAUCCCAGAGGUCUGCUUUGCAAACACGGUGUUCCUGGAGCCCAUUGAAGGGAUAAGUAACAUCCCCCCGGCUCGGUGGAAGCUCACAUGCUAUAUCUGCAAGCAGAAGGGCAUGGGAGCUGCUAUCCAAUGCCACAAGGUGAACUGUUAUGCUGCCUUCCAUGUCACCUGUGCCCAGCGGGCUGGCCUCUUCAUGAAGAUAGAACCCAUGAGGGAGACCAGCAUCAAUGGCACAACGUUCACCGUGCGCAAGACUGCCUAUUGUGAGAGUCAUUCCCCACCUGGAACCGUGAAAAAAGGGUCUCCAGCUGCUAGUGGCGAGGGACAGGAGGACACUGUGAAAGAGGAGGGGGAGGAGGAAGCCAAUUCCAGCCCUCCCAAAGGGUCUCUGAAAAAGAACCAAGUGAAAUUGAAGCAGAAGAUCAAAAAGGAGCCUGGUGCUGUGACCAAUGGGCGUUCAUCUGUGCCCAUGGUGACAGUCGCACAAAUCCCCUCUUACAGGCUGAACAAAAUCUGCCACGGCCUUUCCCUCCAGAGGAAGAACCAGUUCAUGAGGAGGCUCCACAGCUACUGGCUGCUGAAGCGACAGGCGAGGAACGGGGUGCCCCUGAUCCGGCGCCUGCACUCACAUCUCCAGUCUCAGAGGAACGCGGAGCAGAAGGAGCAGGAUGAGAAGACCAGUGCUGUGAAGGAAGAGCUGAAGUACUGGCAAAAGCUGCGGCAUGACUUGGAGCGGGCACGGCUGCUCAUCGAGCUGAUCCGUAAGAGGGAAAAACUCAAACGGGAGCAGGUCAAGGUUCAGCAGGCUGCAAUGGAGCUACAGCUGACCCCUUUCAACGUACUUCUACGCACAACUCUGGACCUGCUGCAGGAGAAGGAUGCUGCCCAGAUCUUUGCAGAGCCCGUUAACUUAAACGAGGUUCCAGAUUACCUGGAAUUCAUUUCCAACCCAAUGGAUUUUUCCACCAUGAGGCGGAAGCUGGAGUCCCACCUGUACCGAACAUUGGAUGAGUUUGAGGAAGACUUUAACCUUAUAGUUACCAACUGCAUGAGGUAUAAUGCUAAAGACACGAUUUUCCACCGAGCAGCUGUCCGGCUCAGAGACCUUGGAGGAGCGAUAUUGCGUCAUGCACGGCGGCAGGCUGAAAACAUCGGCUUUGACACUGAUGUGGGGAUUCACCUGCCCGAGUCACCCAAAACCGAGGACUUUUACCGCUUUUCUUGGGAGGAUGUGGAUAACAUCCUCCUCCCAGAGAACCGGGCUCAUCUCUCCUUGGAGGCCCAGCUGAAGGAGCUGCUGGAGAAGCUAGACAUGGUGAGCACCAUGCGGUCCAGCGGUGCCCGGACACGACGCAUCCGGCUCCUGAGACGGGAGAUCAACUCCAUUCGGCAGAAACUGGCCCAGCAGCAGAACAAAACCAUGCCCAACGGGGAGCCUGUACUGCGGGAAGAGGGGCUGGAUAAAGCAUCGAGGGAAGGGGACGAGGAAGGGGAUAAAGCAGAUGAUGCCAAACCCCCGCACCCUCCAACCCUGGAGCCCACAGGACCUGCGCCCUCUCUCUCAGAGCUCGACUCUCUGCAGGACCCUCCAAUGCUCAAACCCAUCAGUGAAAGCAAGUCCUUGAAUCAGCUGCAGAAGAGGGUGAUGUCAGACAGGGAGCUCUUUGACAAGAAGACUCUGCAGCGGGAGAGCCAAGCCUUCCAGCGCCUGCUCAGCGACAACGGCCUGAAUGGGCUGGCCUUGCCGCCUGCAGACACCCCAGCCAGCCCCCCGUUCAGUGGCGUGGGCCGACGGACAUCUGUCCUUUUUAAAAAAGCUAAGAACGGGGUGAAGCUGCAAAGAGGCCUGGACUGCUCCCUGGAGAAUGGGGAGGACCAUGGGCAGAGUGGGCAGCUUUCACCCUCGCGCCCUGAUGGGGAACGACAAGCUCGGAAGCGGCCGCAGAGCAGGACCGGCAGCGAGAGCGAUGGAGAGAAGUCGCCCAGGCAGGCAGGACAGAGAGUAGGAGUGACUAACGGCUUUGUGAAGCACGCAGAAAGCAGCUCUGACUCUGAGUGCAGCGCUGGCCGGGGCGGUGCGCUGGUGUUUGAAGCCUGCAGUGGUUUGAUGCCUCCCAAGCGAAGUCGAGGCAAGCCAGCUCUUUCUCGGAUGCCCUUCUUGGAAGGUGUGAAUGGAGACUCUGAUUACGGCAGCUCAGGCAGGACUCUGCUGAUGUCCUUUGAGAGUCAGGCUGAGCUGGAGCCCUUGGAGCUUGUGUGGGCCAAGUGCCGUGGCUAUCCCUCCUACCCUGCCUUGAUAAUCGAUCCCAAGAUGCCGCGCGAGGGUUUGCUCCACAAUGGAGUCCCCAUCCCAGUCCCACCCAUGGACGUGUUGAAGUUGGGGGAGCAGAGGCAGACAGAGGCAGGAGAAAAGCUCUUCCUUGUCCUUUUCUUUGACAACAAGAGAACCUGGCAGUGGCUUCCGCGUGACAAAGUCUACCCCCUUGGCGUGGAUGACACAGUGGACAAGUUAAAAAUGAUGGAAGGCCGAAAAACCAGCAUCCGCAAGUCUGUGCAAGUGGCAUACGACCGAGCCAUGAUCCACAUGAGCCGUGUGCGGGGAGAUCAUCCCUUCGUUACGUCCAACUAUCUGUAAGGGGUUGGGGUGUCUGGUUCUCCUUUUCCUCAGCCUCGCGCUCGUUGCGUUGGCAGAGUGGACCGUCUCGUGCACUGACCAACUGGGGGAUGCCGUUCCCAGCAGCUGUCAGCUCUCCUCGAAGUACCCUGAAAUGUGCCAAAAAAACCUGUCCAGCUUCUUUCUGAAUGUGUCUCGCUGAAGAGCUGGAGGGCAGUGAAAUGUAAAGUUGACAGGGCCAAGAGGAAGGUAGUUAGGAAAAGCUGCCAGGUGACGGGGGCCAAGGUGAGCUGAUGCAGUGAGCAGAGAGCAGCACUCGGAUGUUCGGACCUCACGCACCCUCCCUCGCCCCUGCCUCCCCCAUGCUGCCGGGGGUUUGAAGUCAUCAGCUAGCCCCGAGUAAUUCCCGGGAACCUGUCACCACUGUAACCGAACCAGGAUCCUUUACGGAAAUCCCAACUGGACUUUCUUGUGCCAAAUUUACCCUAACCGUCAUUGGCCUUUUUAAUUUUUUAAAUGACAUUGAUUGUCCCAUCACAUUGAAAAAAAAAAAAAAGUCGUAGCUGGGAGUUUGUGUUACAAUUUUCCUGCCUACGUACAUAGUGUUUUCAUGUUUGAUUUCUCUCACUGCAUUUAGAAAAGCUUGAGAUGUUUUGGUAACCUUCCCCUCUGCUGCACACACUUACAUGCACAGAGCUUUAAAUACAAAAAGCAAAUUACCUGAUUUUUUAUGUGUGUGUGUGUAUGUCCUAGAAAUUUAUUUGGUAGUUUCACCUUUAAAUUCUGAUUUCUGUGACUGUGCUUGUUCCAGUAACAUUUCAUAUCAUGGUUUAGUACAAUACUGAGUCUAAGCAAAGAUAACUUCCUUUUUUAAGAAGAAAAACUAAUUUUGGAGGUGUCUAAUGAGCUGGAGCAGCUUUGCAGGCACUGAGGUUGAUCAGGGUUGGAGGGAGAUACAUCUUUUGUGUUGGUUUACGCACAUUUGGUGUAAGGCUCCUCUUCCUUUCUUCCCUUUUUUCCGUCUCUAAUGUUUUCCUCUGGCUCGGUUUGGGUUGGAACCAAGCACUAACUAGAGCACACGACCAUUUUGCCUUUUCGCCUUCUCCCACACACACAUAUCCUUUCCCUGGUGUGUGGGUCCCCAGCAUUGGCAUCCAUGAAAACCCGAGGAAACCCAGCUCUGCAGACAAUCCCUGGGGUUUUUUUUUUGGGUUUGCAUUGCAAAAACAGGGACAACUGAUGUUUGGAAACUUGAUGACAAAACCUUUUCUAUUAGCCAAGGACUUUAUGAUUUCUCCUCUCUCUUCUGUUGUGUAUCCCUUUUUGCUUUCCCAUUUUAAGAACCAAAGGUGCAGAGCAAGAUUGUAGAUUGAAUAUCAUCAUUUCGCUUUUGAACUCAAUAUUUUUUUAUUAUUUUAACUUUUUCAUACUGAAGAGAAUGUGGGGUCAUAGUAAUAAUAAUUAAUAAUAAUGAAUAGCGGGGAGUAAUCACUGCCAUUUCUACUUGGUCUACUUUUUUAAAAUACCACUUCUUAUACAUUGGGACAUGGAACCACACUUUAAGGAAGAUUCCUGUAACAUAUAGAGAUGGGGCAUAGGAUUUUGUAAAAAUAAUAAUAAUAAUAAUAAUAAUAAUAAUAAUAAUAAUGUCUAUGGAGUGUGGCUUGGGAAGGAUGUUGUGUAUAUAGUUGUAAAAUAUUGUUCUAAAUUAUUUAGACCUAUUGUCACCAUUCUUGAAGUCCUCAGUUGUGUUGCUGGGUCUUUUAUAUGCACACAGUGUAAUUUAUUUAAAGGAACAUACACUUUUCCAGGUGGUAGCUCAGCUGUGGACUUGUGACCUGUGUAUAUGUUUUAAGAUCUUGGGAUUUGGGGUUGGUUUUUUUUUUUUUGUUUGGUUUUUUUAAAUGACAUUUUAGAAUUUGAAUUGGCUGAUAUCCUGCUGUUGCUACGGGACCUAAAUGUUACUGUCAGUCUGCUGUAAAGCACAGAUCGCUCUAUUUAUUGUAGAAAGUGAGUUUAUUUGCUUUCUAGAAUUGUUUAUAUCAGAUGGUAUAAGAGAGGUAAUAAGAAAAUCUAUGCUUGUAAAGAAAAAAAAGCUAAUUUUACCUACUAUAAUCUGACUGUCUGAGACUAUAUUUUCUCUCUGAGAAAUAAAUGUUCUAAUGUAUAAAAAAAAAAAGAGUCUUUCCUUGCUAGUGUUGUCCUGAGGUCCAGGACAUCACUUGCCAUGAUGAGGUUUAUUCAUCCCAGAUGCAUAAAAGUGGUUGCAAAGAGCAGCGAUGGGGAAGGGGUGUGCGGAGGGAUUUCUUGUGCUGCCUUGAACAUCUCCUGGAGGUGAGUUUGUUCCCUGUGCGAUGGGUAAUGGGGUUGGGUGCUGCAGGAUGGGAUCCCAGCGGGUGCUGUGCAUGGCAGCCCCCUGGCCUGGCGGGGGUUGAGAGCCCCGAAGGGAUGGAAUUGGGAAUUUUGAGGCUUGAAUCCCAUCUUCUAGUGAUGCUGAUGGCCCUUGGUGGGUCUGGGUGCUCCUGCGAUGCUGGGCCAUGGGCCGGGGGAUUUGCCAGCAGAUGGAGAUGUGCUGAGCGAUGUGGUGGCGAUGGGGCCAGAUGCUGGAGCCCGAUGCGUCCCUGGUUCCUGGCUGGGGAGGGUUUCUCACCUGAGCAGGGUUCUUGCAUUGUCUCUCUCCCUAAGAUGCAUUUUCCCUCCCUGCACAGGAUCCUGCACCAUGGUGCACCAUCAGGACCCCUUCGCUGCUUGGCCCCUUGGGGCAGACCCCGGUUUUCACUGGAGGCUGCUGCUCUCCGAGGGCGCAGGUAUCAUUCCCGUGCACCACGAGUGUGAAACCAGAGGCGCAAAAACCCUGCAGGAGCCUGGGGAUGUUUUUCCCUUCCUUUCCCCCCACCCUGUUGUCAGCCCCAGCACCACAAAUUCUCUCCAGUCCCAGUUUGCAAAGCUGGGUUUUCCCUGCCUGGAUCUGGCCCCAGCAGCAGCGUCUGCAGGAACUGCCAAGAUCCAACGUCCCUCCGGAGCUACUGCAAACAGCAUCUCCCGGGGCUGCUGCUGCCGGCACCUUUGCCUGAAACCAGUAACUAAUUUGUAGUGUUGCAAGCAAAACUUCUUGACAGAGAAGUUAAUUUCCCCCUGAUGACAUGGUGCGUGUUUGCUUGGUGGUGUCAGGUACUUCGGGUGCAGCCCCCAGCCUUGCCCCAUCCGCUUCCCCGUGUUUUUUCUCAGAGUCACAAAAAAAGAAGAAACAAAAUCCAUGAAAAUGAGGAGAUUCCCCUGGCUCGGCGUGCUGGCCAGGGAAGGACACAGCUCGUUGUUGGUGUUAAGGCAAUGCCGAAGGCCAGCAGGUUUUGCUCAAGGGGAGGGGAAGUUCCUUGAAUUUCUGCAACCAUUCCUAAUUUUCUGAAUUUUGGUUUUAUGUUGAGGUGCCGGGUGGAGGGGUGGCAGGUAACAGCCAAGAACGAGUCAUGUCUCAGGCCCAGAGAAGGGUCUUGGAGUUGUCUGUAACUAUAAUUAGCACUUUCGAUGCAGAUGUAGCAUAUAUGUGCAAUGCAAAUAUGCUCCAGGAGAAAACUGGGGGGCAUCUUUCCCCUCUGUAUGUGACUCAGCCAGACCCUCGGGAGGGUCCAAGUCCCCUUUGGCGAGGACAGGGGAGUUUACGCUGGGUGCUGUGCAUGGGUUUGGCCUUGGGCUUCUCUGCGCGAGAAAAAGCGAAGGGAGGGAAGGAGCAGCAUGGAGCCUGCUCCUUAGAGGCAGGUGACAGAUCCCAGUCGUGCCACCGCGCGGAGGAUUAAUCCUCCCCUGCUCCAGCCUCCCAAAAUAGCCCUGGAGCCCAAUUCAUUCUAAAAAGCACAAUAUUAAAUUUUAAAUCCUAAUUUUCGAGCCCAGUGCUGAGCCGCAGAGCUCUGCAAGUCAGAGAAAUCCAUGGACAGCGGGAGCUCCCGACGUCAGGGGAAAGCCGGGAUGGCUGCAAGCACCGCUGAGCUGUCCUGGGAGCUUUUCUGGGGAUGCCGGUGAAGGAUUUGCAUCGUAGCUCGUGUGUUUUAACUCUGCCUGUUUACACUGACACUGAUCAGAAAAGAAAUGGUCAUGCUAACAUAUUUUAAUUAGGCCAUUCGCAUUGCUAAAUAAAAUAAAUUUUGCAGGCGGACAUGCUUGCUGAAGAGUGAACUUUCAUUUCUCAAAAAAUUAUUUCUUCUGCCUUCCGAGGAAAUUUUAAGCUGCUUCUCAUCGCCCGACCCCAGCUCCUUCUGCAGGACCCGCUCCCUGCGGUGUGGGGGUCCCAGGGGCUGUGCCUGGGCUGGGACACGGCACGGAGCGAGGGCAAAAGUUUGGGAAGAGACCAGGAUAGGGGACCGGCAGGUAAUUAAUUGAGUGGGGUGAGGGGUGGUAAGAAAAGAAUAUUUAGCCUAGGGUGGGGAUCAGCUGAUUUAAAAGAAAGCCUUGUAUCUAGUGCCGGCUGAUUUUAACUGAAAUGGAAUGGCAUGAGGAGCUGGAAUAUGAAUCUUUGCAGACCCUUAAGUCCGAUCCCAGCCGUUAGCUGUGGCUGAGGCUCCAGGGAGCCGGUGGAGCUGCAGGAGCAAUGGGCAGAGCCAGGGAGGAGGGAAGGGAAGCAUCGACCUGGCCCCAAGGCUGCAAAAAGCACAAACCAGCUCUGGUCUGUCUGGUGUGGGACUGCUCCAGGCACCCGUCCCGCUGCUGCCACCCCGGGAUGCUCCGGCCAUCCCCUCACUGCCUUCCUGGUGCUGUUGCACUGCAAUUUGAAUGCCUUCAUGUUUAAAAACAAAAAGAAGCUCCCUGUCACCAUUCCCACCCUCUCCCCAAGGGCAGCUGGUUUGAGAGGCCAAAAAAAACCCCAAUUUCCCAAGACCUGGCACCCUUGGCUGUCACCUGCUGUGGCAUCCCUGGGGACUCAGGUGCUUCCUCCCAUUGCGGUAAUCCGCCCUGGACAAUGUCUUGUACUGUAAUUUAGUGAG
Grus americana (Whooping crane) is the source of this 10584-nucleotide messenger RNA. RefSeq names its product bromodomain and PHD finger containing 3 (gene BRPF3). The record is from RefSeq and is a predicted model, not a curated record. The transcript is spliced from 13 exons. Gene Ontology annotation, biological process: regulation of transcription by RNA polymerase II. Gene Ontology annotation, cellular component: MOZ/MORF histone acetyltransferase complex. Gene Ontology annotation, molecular function: protein binding. Bases 2024 to 5629 code for a protein of 1201 amino acids. Lineage: Eukaryota; Metazoa; Chordata; Aves; Gruiformes; Gruidae.